This is a messenger RNA of Cuscuta epithymum, 1852 nucleotides long. NCBI's taxonomy places the organism in Eukaryota, Viridiplantae, Streptophyta, Magnoliopsida, Solanales, Convolvulaceae. The record is from the annotation of a GenBank genome assembly.
AUCCGCCACUGUUCGGGCGGCUACCUUUGCCGAUCGUAUUUCCUCCAUCGUCUUGACUUCAGCUUGGAGUGGAUUCUCCUGCCGAGAAUGGACAUAGCUUCAACCCCUCUCCAAGAUCAGCCAAACCUCUCUCAAAAGAGAGUUGCGGUGGUCGGUGCUGGCAUCAGCGGCCUUGCUGCAGCAUACAAGUUGAAAUUGCAGGGUUUGAAUGUCACAGUAUUCGAAGCUGAUGGGAGAGCUGGAGGGAAGCUGAGAAGUGGUUCCCGAGAUGGCCUAGUAUGGGAUGAAGGAGCCAAUACCAUGACUGAAACUGAAAUGGAAGUCCAAUUGUUACUGGAUUCCCUUGGACUUAGAGAGAAGCAGCAAUUUCCGAUUUCACAGAACAAGCGAUAUAUAGUCCGGAAUGGAGCUCCCGUUUUGUUACCAUUAAAUCCUAUUCAGGUGAUAACUAGCAACUUCCUUUCUGCGGGCUCAAAGUUUCAAAUACUCAAGGAGCCUUUUUUAUGGAUGAAUAAGAAGCUCCCCAAAGAGUCUGAUAUGAAUGAAAGCGUGGGUCAAUUUUUUCAGCGUCAUUUUGGGAAGGAAGUUGUUGAUUAUCUCGUUGAUCCUUUUGUAGCUGGCACCACUGGCGGGGAUCCUGAUUCACUUUCAAUGACUCAUGCCUUUCCUGAACUGUGGGAUCUGGAGAAAAGGUUUAGCUCAGUCAUAUUUGGGGCAAUCCAAUCUAAGAUAUUGUCCAAGAAGAAGAAUCAGGGAUCAAUUGCUGCUUCAAAGAAUAAGCGUAAGCAUGGAUCUUUUUCAUUUUUAGGUGGAAUGCAGACACUUACAGACGCACUGUGCAAAAAACUAGGCGAAGAUGAACUUAAACUUUCAUCAAAGGUUCUAGAAUUAUCUUCUUGCCACAAAGAAAACUGCCUAGAUGGCUGGUUAGUUUCUUAUGCCACACCUCACGUAAUACACUCAGUGGAUGAACCUUUUGAUGCUGUUGUGAUGACGGCCCCCCUGUCUGAUGUCAAAACUAUGAAGUUCACGAAGAAGGGUACUCCAUUUUUGCUCAACUUUCUUCCUGAGAUUGAAUAUGUUCCUCUAUCUGUCAUGAUCACCGCAUUCAAAAGAGAGAGCGUAAAACGGCCACUUGAGGGGUUUGGAGUUCUUGUACCAUCUAAAGAAGAACAGAAUGGUUUGAAGACACUAGGCACUAUAUUCUCUUCUAUGAUGUUUCCAGACCGAGCACCCAGCGAUGUCCAUCUUUACACUACAUUUGUUGGGGGGAGUCGAAACAGAGAACUUGCAAAAGCUUCAAGGGAUGAACUGAAGCAGAUCGUAGCUUCUGACCUUAAACAGUUGUUAGGGGUGGAGGGAGAGCCAACGUUUGUAAACCAUGUUUUUUGGAGUAAGGCAUUUCCUCUAUACGGCCGUAACUAUGGUUCGGUCCUGAAAGCGAUUGACAGGAUGGAGGAGAACCUCCCUGGAAUUUUCUAUGCAGGUAAUCAUAAAGGAGGGCUAUCUGUAGGCAAAGCAAUAUUAUCCGGUUGCAGUGCAGCUGAUCUUGUAAUCUCAUAUUUGGAAUCCUCUUCCAGUGGAGUCUCAGAAAUGCCAAUGACUGCUGAUAAGUGACAAGGGUAGGCCGCUUGUUCAUAUUAUCCUGGUUACUACUGCCAGUGUGUGUAGUAUUCUAUUUGGAUUAUGAUUUUUAUCAACCCCAUAUGCAGGAGGGUUAGGAGUAGGUUACUCAUGAGCACAAAUUGUACUUUUGUAUUAUGGUAUUUAUGUAAUUUUCGUGUAUAUAUAUAUACUCUGUGUAUUUCUAAAUCCGGAUGACAAACCAUCAAAAUCAAUGGGUAGAUGCUUG